Molecule: messenger RNA, 976 nt
Organism: Cataglyphis hispanica
Lineage: Eukaryota; Metazoa; Arthropoda; Insecta; Hymenoptera; Formicidae
Exons: 5
Coding region: 313-774 (153 amino acids)
Source: RefSeq, a predicted model, not a curated record
UCAUAAUGAAAUCACGACUUGAAUUACACUAUCUAGUAAAAUCAUAAAAUUAAAAUCAUAAAAACAGUUAUUAGUAUUUUAUAAUAUUUUAUUUCAUUGUUGUAUCGAGCCUUUUUUCAGUGUCGAGUUAAUGCUAUUAUUCUAGCAUAUGUUCCAGGUUUUGAUAAACUAAAAUAACCGAUUGUUCACACAACAUCGUGAUAUUGAUAACAAAAGUAGAAAAGAAAAGAUUGAAUAAAAAGCAUUACAAUCUUGAAUUUGUUUAAAGUCUAAAAAGAAAAGCGCUAAAAUCUAUGAUCGCACAAAUAUACGAUGCAUUUUAUUAGGAUAAAAGAAAUCGUAAGGCGAAUAUUCUAUUCGUCAUAUUUUUACAUAGCCAUUUUUGUUUUUACCACAUGCAUAUCAGUUUCUGCAAUAUAUAAAGAACCUUCAAAUGAUGAAGAUACUAAACUCAAUACAGCAAAUAACUUGAUAUAUAAUAAAUCGAUAUAUAAUUUGAAUAAUGUAAAACAAAUACUGCUACCACGUUAUUUUAAAUAUUGGAAAUGGGAUCAUAUUACCAUAAAAGCUGUGGUAUCUACAUUUGCAGUAAUUUUUGUUGUAUUCUUGAUUAUAUGCAGAUAUUUCAUCAAGAAAUAUACUCUGAUCAUAGUAAAUCUGUUUAUUCGCUUAUUUAAUCGUAAUGAGUCAGCUAGGAACAAUGAUCCAGUUAACCUUUAUCAAGACAUUUACUUCAAUGCGGAUACAUUAGAAUACUUAUCAGAAGAUGUUUAAUUUGGAAAGUUAACAUUGAUAUUUAACGCAUUAUCAUAAUGCACAUAACUGUAAUAUUGAUAAAGUUUCUAAAAUACAUUAUGACGCCUGAUUCUCAACUUCAAAUCGUUUAGACAUCGCAUAUGUUGUAAUGCAUGAUUAAUUAUUAAGAUAGGAUCUUUUUACAUAAAUAUAUAAUGUAACGACAAAUAGAAAAACUACU